Molecule: messenger RNA, 2487 nt
Organism: Phyllopteryx taeniolatus (common seadragon)
Lineage: Eukaryota; Metazoa; Chordata; Actinopteri; Syngnathiformes; Syngnathidae
Gene: ttll11
Product: tubulin tyrosine ligase-like family, member 11
Exons: 10
Coding region: 317-2329 (670 amino acids)
Biological process (GO): microtubule cytoskeleton organization; protein polyglutamylation
Cellular component (GO): cilium
Molecular function (GO): tubulin-glutamic acid ligase activity; tubulin binding
Source: RefSeq, a predicted model, not a curated record
ACAGAUGGAGCCUCGGCUGCUAGCGGCUGCUCGGCGACCAGCUGCCCGGCUUCUGCUCCUCCUUUUCGCGGCGCGCUGUGGAUCGAAGCCGGGGAGUGUGGGCCUCCGCUGACGGAUUUAAUAAUGCUACCUAGCACGGAGAUGUCGCGGUGCUGGGCACUUAGCUGACCCCCUCCAACCCCACCCCAAAAACAAAAAAUUGAUUUACAGCCGCUCCGAAGCAGAAAGCAAUGCGGGAGACUUUACGGUGUGCCGGUGUCGGAUUACUGGACGUGUUGGUGGUACGACUGCACCCGGUCCGGCAGCGUCGAGCAUCAUGAGCGACCGCCAUGGCGGCACGGAGGUCGUCGAGGGCGGCGGGGAAAACGACGACGAGUGUUUCGUGCCCCUCUCCCCGGUGCUGCUCGACGCUUCCGGGGUGCCCGCCCUAGAAUGCCGCAACACGGGGACGGAGGGUGUCGAGGUCGGGAAGAAUCUCAAUCAACAGCAGGUCCCCGUUAAAGGCACCGGGAAGGUGGUGGGGGGCAGGUGGGAGGAAAACGGGAACUACUCGAGGGGCAUUCAUGCCCCGGAGGAUGGAGGGACACUCGGCAAGAAGAGGAGGCCGGUGACGGUGGACACGUCCAAAGCCAAAACCUCCCUGGAGGGACUGAAGAUCAGCAUCAGGCAGCUCAAGUGGAGAGAGAUUCCCACAGGAAGACGAGCACCAUGUGACAUCUACUGGCACGGUGUCUCCUUCCACGACAAUGAGAACAUCACAUCAGGCCAGGUCAACAAGUUCCCAGGAAUGCUGGAAAUGUCGCGGAAGAUCAACCUGAGCCGAGCGGUGCGCAUUAUGCAGGAGUUGUUCCCCGUGGAGUACGAUUUUUAUCCGCGGUCCUGGAUCCUGCCCGACGAGUACCAGCAGUUCUCCACGCAGAUCCGCACGGUGAAGGAGAGCGACGAGACGCUCGACCCCACGUUCAUCGUCAAGCCCGACGGCGGCUCUCAGGGCGAAGGCAUCUACCUCAUCCGCGACCCCGCCGAGCUGAGGGCGGCGGGCGCGCAGGCCCGGCAGGCCGUGGUGCAGGAGUACAUCCGCAAACCGCUGCUGGUGGACAAGCUCAAGUUCGACAUCCGCCUCUACGUGCUGCUCAAGUCGCUGGAGCCGCUGGAGAUCUACAUCGCCAAAGAGGGCCUGACGCGCUUCUGCACCGAGCCCUACCAGGAGCCGAGCCAGAAGAACCUGGGCCACGUCUUCAUGCACCUGACCAACUACUCGCUCAACGUGCACAGCGGCAACUUCGUGCACUCGGAAAGCCAGAGCACGGGCAGCAAGCGCACGCUCUCCAGCGUGCUCCGCCGGCUGGCCGCAAAGGGCGUGGACGUCAAGCGGCUUUGGUCGGACAUCAUCGCCCUGGUCAUCAAGACCGUCGUCGCCGUGGCGCCUCAACUCAAAGUUUACUACCAGGCCGACAUCCCGCCGGGGAAGCCCGGACCCUCCUGCUUCCAGAUCUUAGGUUUCGAUAUCCUCCUGAUGAAGAACCUGAAGCCCGUCCUUCUGGAGGUCAACUCCAACCCCAGCAUGCGGAUCGAGCACGAGCAGGAGGUGGCGCCGAGAGUGUUCGAAUGCGUUCCCAGUCCGGUGGACGAGGAGGUGAAAGUGGGCGUGAUCAGGGACACGCUACGCCUGGUGGACCCCGGACUCAAGAAAGCGUCUUCUUCCCAGUGGAAGUCGGUGGGCGUGGAGGAGGCCGGGGGUGACGCCAUGCCCUCGCCGUGCCUGAAGCAGGUGUACCCCAAGUACAGCCGGCAGUUCAACUACCUUCGGCUGGUGGAGCGCAUCGCCGCCCUCUUCAUCCGCUUCCUCGGCGUCAAAGGGAACAUGCGCCUCGGGCCCACCGCCUUCCGAACCUUCAUCAGAAACUGCAAGCUGAGCAGCAGCAACUUCACCAUGGCGUCGGUGGACAUCCUUUACAUCGACAUCGUGCGCCGCUGGUCCGGAGCCUUGCCCGACUCUCGGGAAGCGGGCAUGGGCUUACAGGCCUUUGUGGAGGCCUUCUUCUACCUGGCCGCUCGCAGGUUCAAGUCCCAGACGCCCCGGGAGCAGGCGGCGUCCCUCCUGGAUCUGUGCGAGGCUCAGCUGGAGUCACGGACGCCGGGCCCGGAGGAGCGCCGCUCGUUGAGUUGCAGUCGGGCGGCGUCCCGCGGGGCCGCGGGUGCCCCCAAGCACCAGGCCCACGCCCAACAGCCUGGGCCGCACUCGCCCGCACCUCUGCCGCGCCGGGCUUCCAGCCAGGACUGCCGCAGAGCCAAGCCUCGCUCGCGAGAGGCUCAUGCUGAGAACUGAUUACGCCUGCCAACAACUUUGCCUGGCUACAGCAACGCACACACUACAUCAGGGGUGGGCAAAGUAUGGCCCUGGGGCCACAUAUGAGGGGGCAGUGGCUGUGACUCUGGACGUUUUGACCUAAAAUGAGUUAAUUAAAAGGCAGAUUUUGAAAUUCA